AUGUCACUAAUUUUCUUCUUCACUGUACAGUUCAAAAAGCUCCUCACUCCGGGUAAAAUUGGCCAGACCCUUUGCCUCGGAAACCUCACCGACAAGCCCACCUAUGAAUACCUCCGCAGCAUCUCACCGGACCUCAAAAUAGUCAAAGGCCGUUUCGAUGCAGACGCGACCUCAUUACCGCUUGCGCAGACAGUCACACAUGGAUCUCUCAAGAUUGGGUUCCUCGAGGGCUUUUCAAUGGUCGCCCCAAUGGAAAUGGAUCUCAUGCUAGCUGAGGCGAAUAAGAUGGAUGUGGAUGUGCUAUGCUGGGGCGGAACGCAUCGCUUUGAUGCGUUUGAGUAUGAAAACAAGUUUUUUGUGAAUCCAGGGAGUGCGACAGGGGCGUUUUCUACGGGGUGGACUGCGGAAGGAGAGGAUGUAGUGCCGAGCUUCUGCUUGAUGGAUGUGAGUGCUGAUUGUCCUGUGUCGCCUGAGGAGUUUGGAAAUGGAGGUUGA
Venustampulla echinocandica is the source of this 495-nucleotide messenger RNA. RefSeq names its product Vacuolar protein sorting-associated protein 29. The coding region runs from base 1 to 495 and encodes 164 amino acids. Gene Ontology annotation, cellular component: retromer complex; endosome. The transcript has a single exon. NCBI's taxonomy places the organism in Eukaryota, Fungi, Ascomycota, Leotiomycetes, Helotiales, Pleuroascaceae. Gene Ontology annotation, biological process: retrograde transport, endosome to Golgi; intracellular protein transport. The record is from RefSeq and is a predicted model, not a curated record.